Schistosoma haematobium is the source of this 2470-nucleotide messenger RNA. It is a transcript of the gene LHX9, whose product is annotated as LIM/homeobox protein Lhx9. The coding region runs from base 212 to 2470 and encodes 752 amino acids. The transcript has 3 exons. Gene Ontology annotation, biological process: neuron differentiation; regulation of transcription by RNA polymerase II. Lineage: Eukaryota; Metazoa; Platyhelminthes; Trematoda; Strigeidida; Schistosomatidae. Gene Ontology annotation, molecular function: RNA polymerase II transcription regulatory region sequence-specific DNA binding; DNA-binding transcription factor activity, RNA polymerase II-specific. The record is from RefSeq and is a predicted model, not a curated record. Gene Ontology annotation, cellular component: nucleus.
CAAUUCCCAGUAGGAUAGUGAAUGCGUACUAUCAAGAAGUCUCAUAUUAAGACGAAACAGUUGCUUAGUCCUUCUCGAUUUUCUAUGGUUGUCUAGCUAAGGUCAGCUCAUAAUAUAAGCAAUAGAAUUCAACAUCCUCCACAAAUCUCUUAAACUAAAAAUAAUGUUUUGUUGAUGUUCACAGAAUUUUUUUCCAUUUUAAAGUAUUUUCAUGUUCUUUAGAACCUUUAACACGUAUUUUUUUCGAAAUUAUUUCUAUAGAAUUUUCGGAUCAUUUAAAUCAAGACCAGUCUGCACAUAUUGUAAGCAAUUAAUCAGUUCAAAUGAAUUAAUAGUACGAUCAAUAAAUCAAUUAAUAUUCCAUUCUGAUUGCUUUUGCUGCAGUAUUUGUCAUCGUAUAAUGAAAUGUGGUGAUCGGUAUGAGUUGGAUAAUGUCAGUCAUCAACCGAUAUGUUGGGAACAUUAUCAACAAUCUUAUCAUCAACCAGACUCAUCCUUAAGUUGUACGGAUCGAUGUGAAAGCAUAAAAUGUUUAAGAGAGAGUGAUCAUAGAGAUCUGGGAAAAUUAAAAGAACUGAGUAGUCAGACUUAUUCAGCUGAUGAAAAUACAAAUUUGAACUAUAUUCAUGAUAGUGAUGUUCUUUCAGUUCGUGAUACCGACCCUGACAUAGAAGACUUACCAACAGAAUCCUCAUCUCGAACAGACAUCCUAGAACCUGGUAACAGACUGAAUCUCACUGAUUAUGGGGUAAAGCAACACCAACCAAAAUCACCAAUCAACAGUCUUAUCGAUAAGCAAUUACAUAAAGAUGAAAAAUACAGUCGAUUUAACUCAUAUUUUAUUCCCCUGAUUGGUAAAGGCAGUUCAACAAUCGAAUUACUUCCCAAUUAUUUAUCCCAUAAACCAAUUCAUUAUUUGCCACCAUUAUCCCAUCAUUUAUUACAAGAUAACUCAUCAUAUUUACCAUGUAAUCUUUUCAAUCAGUCGUUACGUAAAGUAGAAAAUGCUUCUUCAAAUGAAAGGCUAUCUUCUUUACACGAAACUUCAUGCUCUUCUUGUCCUUUAUCGUCUUCGUCUUAUUCACCUUCUGUCCUUCCAAUCUGUACAUCUUUGAAAACAGUAUCUUCAUAUCUCUCUCCUGCAUGCUGCAGCAUAUCAUUUACUUCAGCCAGCACACCUACUUUCUCGAACACUUCAACACCCCUUUUAUCACUCCCACCACAUAAUUCAUCAUCAUUAUCAUCAUCAUCUCCACCUUCAUCAGGAACCAGAUUUAUGCAUAAACACUUGGAUGUUUCUCCGUUGAAUUAUUCAUCACUAUUAUCUAGUAAUAAUCCUUCAACACUAGUUGAUUUUGUAGAUUCAAAAAACCCGUUAGAACUUAAUAAAUCAAUAGAUUCAAACACUUUAAUUCAACAAGUACAACAACAAAAAAGAAAUCGUAAACGUCGAAGUGGUAUACAUCAAGUUUUUGAAAACGACUGUUUCAACAGUGGGACAAAUUUUUAUCUAGGCAUUACCACCAGACAAAAACGUAUGCGUACAUCUUUUAAACAUCAUCAGUUGAGGACAAUGAAAGCUUAUUUCAAUAUAAACCAUAAUCCUGAUGUUAAAGAUUUAAAGGUAUUGACAGAGAAGACAGGAUUGUCAAAACGUGUUCUACAGGUUUGGUUCCAAAAUGCUCGAGCAAAAUAUCGACGUAAUUUAGUCCGUCAAGAGAAUACUUCAACAUCUGUAAAUAAUAAUAAUAUCAAUAACAAUUUAACAAGUGGUUUAAUUCCAUCUUCUAACUGUGGUUCUUCAGAAAUGCUGGUCAAUUCGAUUUCAGAAUGUGACAGUCAAUCUAGUCAAAUCAAUCCAGAUGAAUUUACUAUAAGUCAAACGACACCAUCUUCAACAUCACCACAUAAAAACGAUCUAAUACAAGAUGAUGAUGAUGACGAAAACGAUAAUGUGGAUUAUAAUGAUGAAGAAGAAGAAGAAGAAGAAAGAGUAAAUGACACUAAUAAUAUUGACAAUAAAUUAGAACAUAAACAAAUAAUGCGUGUUUUAAAUAAAAAUGAUUGUCAAACAAAUCAAAACAUACAAGUAAAACAGUGUGAAAACUCUGAUUUAAUUGACUUUGAAGAUAAUCUUAACUGUUCCCAAUAUCAUGAUCGUCAUUUUACAAAUGAACUGCACAAAUUAACUUCACACAGUGAACAAGAACAACAACAACAAUCAUCAAUCAAUUUCAUUCCAUGUAUCACUUCAAUGAACUCAUUUACAUUACAUUCUGCCUAUAAUACAGAUAAUACGUUGUUAUCACAAAAUAAUAAUAAUAAUUUAUUACAUACAAAUAAAAUAUAUCUUGAUAAUGAACAUCAAUUAACUACAAAUAUGAUUAAUUAUACAGAUAAAUUGAAUAAUCUUGUUUUACCAAAUAAAUGUCGUCCUUUAAAUUGUUUUACAUUAACUAGAAUUCAUUAA